CUACCUGACCCUGAAGCCUCUUCCUCCCCCUUCUCCUCCUCUUCCUCCUCCUCCUCCUCCUCUUCCUACCCCUCCCUCAGGUAGGGUGGAGUUGUUCGUACCUGGAUAGUAAAGCGAUUGAAAAAUGGCAUUAUAGUCGGACUUUGGAGUGCUUUCAUCGACACAUAUUCACACAGGUAUGAGUCAGCCGCCCCGUUCAAACCGGGGACACCGGGAGAGAAACGGAGACCACCGACACUACCGGGACUCCCACGAUGACAGGCGGUCAUCCCCCGACAGGUCUUCCUCUCGACCCCCGUACUACCCCAGAGAAGCCGACUCCCCUCCCAAACAUGCGCGAGAAGUCCCCCGAGUGGAGCACCAUGAGUCCAAAUGCACACACAUUUGCUCCAGGAGAGGCAUCGUGCUGAUCUGCGCUGUUCUGACAAACAGCCUGGUCCUGAUCUGCGUGGUUGCAGCUCAGAUGGUGACGUCAGGCAUGUCUUCCAUGGGCGGACUGGGCGGCUUCAACAUCAACUCCAACUUUAACCUGCAGGGCACUGAGCUGCAGCAGGUACGAGACCUGGACAUGCAGUACAGCCAGAUGAGGGCGCCGGGCAUCUACGGUGGCAUCGCCUUCAGCCUGACCUUGGGGGUCCUCUCGCUGCUGUUUGUGGUCGCUGGGAACAAACCGCCCCACCUGAUGUCCAGGAAGCUUCUGUACGGAGCGCUGGUGUUUCAGGCAGUGGGAGCGGUGGCGUACGUGGUGGCCGUGGGGCUCUACCUGCACUUUGUCAUCGGGGUCAACGCCACAGAUGUGUGUCAGCAGCGCGAGAGGCUGUACGCCAGGAACGGCUACACCUGGAUGAACUGUGAUGUGAGCGGGGCGGAUGCCGCCGUGGCUCUUUUUGGUCUCAUCACGGCCAUCCUGUACACCGCCGGCACGGUGCUCACCUUCCAGACGAUCCGAAGGGUGAGGCGCUACCUGGAGGAGCGGAAACGCAGAGAAGCAGAGAAACAGCGAGCCAGAGCAAACCCACAGAGGGCCCCGCUGAGGGCUGAAACCACCUCAGUGUGAGAGAAUGGACAUCAGGGGCCUGUAUCACAUAAAGAGCAGUGGGUUACUAAUGUGACUGAGGUCCUCUGGUACCAGGAAGCUUGCUCACUUUUAACCAGGGUAGAUCACCAUGGAAACCUAUGCUGCACAGCUAACCUGGGAGCAUCAGAUUACCCACUGACCAGUCAGAUCACUGAAAAAUGGAGUCAUUUUUCCAACAGGAUCCUGACCUGGAUAACAGUAGUGAGUUUACUGUAACUAUUAUUGAUUUUAAACCCUUCUUCCAGCACUGCAGCUCAGGAUAACAUGAGUUUUUAAGCUUUCUGCACUCUAAGAGACAAUAACUGCAAACUAAAAUGUUUGUCGGGACAAAACUACACACACACACACAGAGUAAAAUUUUAAUAUAACUUUUUGGUACCACACUGUAUCUCAAUCUAGUUGUUUGAUUUUUAAUUUGUAUAUUUUAUCUGGCUAAACAGCAGUGUUUGCUGCUGCUGGAUAUCACCGUUUUAUCUCAGAGAGCCAUGAAGUUGAACUGUCUUUGUGAUACAAGUCCAGUCUAGGAAGAUUUAAUUUCAACUGUUUGUAUGUUGGAUUAUACUGUGUGAACUAUAGCAGGGAUUUAUGUAAAUGUUUUUAACAUGGAUACUAGUAUAAUUAAUGUGCUUUUAUAUCAAAGUGUGAUUUUAUAAUGCAAAGUUUUUGAUACUGAACCUGUAUAAGAAUGUAUCUACUCCAAUUAAACCUCCAUCAAUGUGA
Messenger RNA from Plectropomus leopardus (leopard coralgrouper), 1798 nucleotides. Its product is annotated as MARVEL domain-containing protein 3. Gene Ontology annotation, cellular component: membrane. NCBI's taxonomy places the organism in Eukaryota, Metazoa, Chordata, Actinopteri, Perciformes, Serranidae. The record is from RefSeq and is a predicted model, not a curated record.